This is a messenger RNA of Closterium sp. NIES-67, 5116 nucleotides long. NCBI's taxonomy places the organism in Eukaryota, Viridiplantae, Streptophyta, Zygnematophyceae, Desmidiales, Closteriaceae. The record is from the annotation of a GenBank genome assembly.
CUCUAGUCCACAGGUCAGGAAUACUACACUCGCGGAUCCAGAAACCACCGUCCGGCUUCACUACACCAAGCCAGAGCCACACCGCAAUCCUCGGAACCAGCCUACCGCGCCGGGUUCGCGGGUCUCUGUGUUCCAGUCGCUAGAGUCAGUCAUCAUGGAUAGAACGCUGGUGCUUUUCGCCGCGAGACGGUCCUGCAGAUUGCUAAUCUACGUAGCACGUAGAGUGCUCGACUGCUAUGUGCCGGUAGUGAGGUUAAGCUCUCGCAGCCAUGGCGACGGUUUUAGGAGUAUCAGAAGGAGAGAGCGAGCGCGUGGAGGUGGUUCCAGACACGGUAGUGAAAGUAGCGCCGGUUCAAGACACGGUAGCACCACCUCCCAGCGAAUCCUCCAUAGUCAGUGAAAGCCGCUCGGCACGCAGCGAGCGAGUGAAGGUCGCGUGCCGCUUGCGACCGCCAUCGCGAAUCGGACCUCUCGCCUGGACGGUCGCUGACAAUACCGUCGUUGCAGCUCGCAAUCCCCACGCCUUGACGCCAUGCCCGUCGCCUCAACCCACUCGCCGUUCCAGCACCUCCUCCUCCUCCUCCUCGCACUCGCUUCACUCAUCACAUGCGUCGCAUUCACUGCAUUCGUCGCAUGGGCCACAUGGGUCGCAUUCGUCGUCGUCGCGUGUCCCCCCGUCCGCGGCCAUGUCAGCCCAGCGGCUGCAGCCGACUGGCCCGCUUCCUGCCAAGGCGCUCACCUUCGAAUUCAACCACGUGUUCGCCUACGAUUCGUCCAAUUUCGAGGUGUACAAUGAGUUCUGCAAGGGAGCGGUGGAGAGGGCUGUGGCGGGGUGCAGAGCGGUGGUGCUGGUGUACGGGCAGACGGGCACAGGGAAGACGCACACCAUCAGCGGCAGCACUCUUGAAGCCGGCGUCUUUCACCACGCCAUGGCUGAUAUAUUCCGGGCGGCACGGGACAACAUGUCUCGUCAUGAUGCCAGCUGUCAGCAUGAUGACGUCAGUGCAUCUCGAUGUGAUGAUGGGAGCAAGUCUCAGCAUGAGACCUGCCAUGUGGGAGCAUCACAAUGCUCCACGUCAGCCGUGCGGUGUCAGCCAGCAGCAGACACGUCAGCAGCGGUGGAAAACGCCACGUCAUCAUCCUCAUCCUCGAGUGGCGGGUCACCAGCAGCAACACGAUCUCCACCGUUGAUGUGUUUCCUAUCUGUGGUGGAGAUUUACAACGAGAGGGCCAUGGACUUGCUGCAGGGUGUGAAACCCAGCUCAGGGCAGACGAAAGCGAAUGGGAACAGCUGCAGUAGCAGCUCUAAGAGCAGCACUGGCGGUGGUAGCACAACCAGCAGCAACAGCUGCAGCACAAUCGACAGUAGCAGCAGCAGCAGUGGCGGCGGUUGUGGUAGCAGCGCUGCUGGCAGCAGUAGCAUGGGAGUCGGCACCAGUGGCAGCAGUGCAAUCUUGUACACAGCAGAGAGGAAGCCUAUAACGGAGCAUCAGCUGAACUCAUUAGAGGAGGCAGCAGUGGCGUUUGAGCUAGCCGGUCAAAGGCGCAAGGUGCGCGGCACGAGCAGGAACAAGCAGAGUAGCCGAUCGCACACGCUCUAUGUCAUCCGGAUUCGGAGGCGGCUGCCUGGUGGCCCGGCUGUGGGCGAAUUGAAGGGGAGGGUGAGAGAUAGCGGAGAAAAAGAGCAGGUUUCAAGGGAGAUGAACGGUUCGGAUAAGGCCAAGGAGCCACGUGGAGAGACUUGCCAUGUGGCAGCUGGAGGCGAUGGUUGGGCUGAUGUAGGGAGUGGGGUUGGUGGUGGUGAUGAUGCUGGUGGUGGCAAGGAGCACGAAUUGCCGUUACUGUGUCACGGCUCGCCCACUGGAGCGUGCGCUGAAGCACAGCAUGGUGACGGGCAGAGCACUCAAGGGCCACGGUGCUAUACCGAGGAGCUGUAUAUUGAAGGGCACUAUAGCGAGGGGUUGCUGUACCUGGUCGAUUUAGCAGGCAGCGAGAGCUGCAAGGGAGAAGAGGGACCAGUAGCACGGGCAGCAGCAGCAGCAGGAGGAGGAGGGAGGGAGCAGCAGCUGGACGGGCCGUGGUGGGGGGGAGAGAGCCCCCUGGUUCCGCUUAUCACUGGCCUUCCCAAGGGACCCCUCCUGCCGCCUCUGGCCCACCGCCAGAAGCAGUACCUGAAGAAACAGGGGCGGACGCAUACCCGGCAGCAGCAGCAGCAGCAGCAGGUGGGGGGGCAGAGGCGGGUGGGGCAGAGGGAGGCGAGGAGGAGGGAGACGGAGAGCAUCAACAAGAGCCUGCUGGCCCUCACAUCCGUCCUCACACACCUCAGCCAGGCCCGGCCGGGCCUCCCGCCAUACCGCCGGUCUCUGCUGACGCGGCUGCUGCAACCGUGCCUGGGAGGCAGGUCCGGUGGUAACAACGGUAACGGUGGUGGCAGCAGUGGUUACUGUGCAGUGCUGUUCUGCAUUGACCCUCAAGACAUCCACGUCAGCAAGACCACUCUCAGGUACUCUGCCAUGACUCGGCGUAUCCGCAUGGACUAUCGCCCUUCAAUACUGUCACUGUCAGCACCUAAACACGCUCCUCCAACCGUCCACAAGCCAGCCGCACGCAGGCUAGCUCAAGGGGCGCCGCACUCUAGGGGUCUUUCAUUGGGGCGCCAGGCGCCAUCGACUUCAGCAAAGGGCGCAAAAUUCGUGGCUGUGCUUCAGGAAAAGGGAAGGAAAAGGGGAGCAAGUCAGGGGAGCGAAGGAGAGAACGAGCAGAAGGGUGCGCUGGGUGAUGCAACAAGGGCGAGUGGGGAGGUGAGGGCGUCAAAAUCCGAGAAGGGUGCAGACGGGAACGAGACGAGAAGUGGGGUGGAGGGCGGGAUGGAGGCGCAGGAGAAGAUAAAAGUUGAAGACGAGGCGGGAGUAGUGGUUGAGGAGAAGGGGGAGGGAGUGGAGGAGAAGGGCAGAGAAGUUAGAAAAGAUGGUGAGAAGGCGGAGGAACGGAGUCAAGUGGUUCAGCAAGAGCUCAAAGGCGUACCUCCCCCGCAGCAGCAGCAGCGGCACAUGCAGGGCCAACUGCAGACCUCCCACCAACGCGGCAUUCUGGUGAAGACACAGCAGCAGCACGUGCAGAGCCCAUGGCGCAACAUGCAGAGGCCAAGGCAUGUGGACCGCAGAGAGCAGCAGGUGUGGGCGUUGCAGCAGCAGGUGCAGCAGCUGCUGCAGCACAACCAGCAGCUGCAGCGGCAGCGGCUGCAGCUGCUGCUGCUGUGGCGCAGGGGGGAAGUGGGCAGGAAAGGAGGACUGUGGAUGGGUGAUGGAGAGAUUAAUGAGGUGCGGGUUGAAGGGGUUCUUGAAGGCAUGGGUGGUGUAAGUGGCAUUGAGAAAUGGGGAUCGGCAACAACAGCAGCUGCUGCUGUAAGUAGGUUUGAUACAUGGGGGUCAGCAACAACAGCAGGUGCUGCUGAGGCGCCACUGGCAGCAGGCGUUGACAUUUCGUCUGACUCGGGCAGUAGUUCCGAUGGGGCCUCAGACGUGGUGAAUGUCUCCACAGAGAAUGUGACGCUAUGGCGGGGAGAGGGGGAAGAGCGAGACAAGGAAGGACGUGUGGGGGAAGGAGGAAGGAGGAGGAGGAGGAAGGGGUGGAGCUGUGUUGGCAGCCAAUGUUUUGAUCCAGCUGCUGAGCCAUAUCGUACGCUGUCGUCUGUAUCUAAGGCAGGUAAGGCGCUGCUGGGGCAAGUGACUCAAGCACGUGUGCUUCAAGACAGUGUGCUUCAAAGGAAUGUGCUUCAGGAUCGUGGAAUGAAAGUGCAAGCUGCUGGGAUGGUGUGUGAGCAAGAGGAAUCUGGGGAAGCAGUGAUCGAGUGGUACAAUGGCUACGGUGACUACAGCGAUAAGGAGAAUGCUUCUAGCGAGUAUGAACGGUCCAGGCUGAUGUGUGGAGAUAAGAAGGUGGGGCAGUGGCAAGAUGAUGCUGCUACUGAUGAUUCUGCGGCAAAUGGCUCAUCUACAUUCGAUACGGCUCACAGCGGUGACAGUGACAGUGGCUGUGCUUCUCCUGGUGCCAGCAGUCUUUCUCCCGACAGUGGCAGCGGCAACGUCUCUCCCAAUAGCUCCUGCUCCGACCCUCUCUUGCCCGCUGCCCCCCUCGCCACACCCACACCCACAUCCACAUCCACAAGCACAUCCAAGUUCUCAUUCGCUUCCGCUUCCACCUCCACUUGUGCCUCCUCAACGUCAACAACAGGAUCAGCAACCACCCCAGCAUCCACUUUCUCCAUACCCAUCUCUCCCCGCAUUAUGCCUUCGCCGCCUGAUUUAGAAUUGCCAUCACGGUCGCCAUCGACCUUCCCUGGCAUGCGCAAGACCAGGACCAUUGCUGGACAGGGGAGUUUCAGGGGUGCAUGGGACCGGGAUUGCAGCAACCCACCUGCAUUCAAUGCUGAUCCGCAGACCUUGCAUGUGUGCACACCCCCAGUCAUCCUCCCACAUGUGCUCUCCCCGUAUUUGCCGUUCAUGAUAACAAAACGCCGAGCUGCCUCUGGUUCUGCCCUUCCUGCUGCUGCUCCUGCCGCUCCUCCUGCUGCUCCUGCUGCUGCCACACCUGCCAUGGGCGAUUGUGCCGUUGCGGAGUUAUGGUGUGACUCCAUCGAUCGUGACUGUGGCCGAGUGAACCCAUGGAAGUGUGCUGCCUUUGUGUGCACAGCCAUGCAGUGUGUUGCGCUGGAUGUGCAGAGCAGAGGGGACGGCGAGGAGGGAGAAGAGGAGGAGGAGAAAGGGGCGUUAGAUGAAGCGGAAAUCCGUGUGAAGCAAGCAGAAGGAGUGAAGGGGUGGAAGGCGGAAAUGGGCAUGGAAGAGAAUCAGGCCAUGGAAGGAGGCAGGAGGAGAGCGAAGGUGAGGCCCAUGCCUGUGGUUCUGCAGCGCUGGUUGGCAAUGGCAUGCAUGUGCUUCAGCAGCCAUGGUGACUUGAGUACGGCAUGUUAGAUUCGAGGCCACGGUGACUUGAAUGCAUGGUCAGUGUAUUGAAGCCGAGCCGAGUGGUCAAUAUAAUGGAUGGUAGAACGCGCCUCUCUACGUGUUCCCCACAAAAAGGUGCCUUCGUGCAUAGAAAACCUGAAAAAUAUACCAUU